AUGGACUACGAGAGCGAUAAAGUGCUAAAAUUCAUCUUUCCCGAUGAUUAUGAAGACCUAUCGUCGCAAGAUACUUCGGACGUGGUAGAUUAUUUGCUUAAACUUGGCACGUAUAAAACGGAAGAUCUUAAGAAGGAAAAGGUGCGCCUACAGGACGAACAUCGGCAGAAUGUAGAGCAAACGCAGGAUCUGGCCAUUUCGCACUAUCACACCUUCAUCCGGACGGCGGAAAGUUCGCGUGAAAUCUACCGCGAGUUCGUUGACACGGAAAGGAAACUCGAUUGUUUGAGCGACAAGUGGCCCAAGUUUAUUGCCGCGUGUCAAACAUUCCAGCAAGGUUCGGCUGAUAUAAAUGCGGCCCGCCGUCUAAAUUCGCUAACGCUGAUGCGCAAUGCGGAGCUGUUGGAAAUUCUCGAGUUGCCGCAACUGAUGGACAGCUGUAUACGCGAGAGCAAGUACGAGGAAGCACUUGAGCUGUCGUCGUAUGUGCAGCGGCUGACGGCGAAACAUGGCAGUAUUCCUGUAAUAGCGAGCAUCAACGAAGCAGUGGAAGCAGCAUGGCACACAAUGUUGAUACAGUUACUGGCACAGCUGCGCACCGAUUUGCAGCUUCCCAAGUGUCUGCAGGUGGUAGGUUAUCUUCGCCGAAUGCAAGCAUUUUCCACCAGUGAGCUGAAGCUAAAAUUUCUACAAACGCGCACCAGCUGGUUGAAGGAUUUGCUUGCCACCAUCCCGACCGAGGACACACACGUUCAUUUGACGAAAACAAUCGAAGCCACACGGGUGCAUCUGUUUAACAUCAUCACCCAGUAUCGAGCGAUCUUUCCGGAUGAUGAGGAAACGUUUAAUCCGCUGACGGUUACUACGGGCAACGAGCGAAUGACGGGCGAAGAGGGAAAGAUUUUCCACAGCUGGCUACACGACCAAAUAGUGGAGUUUGUACGUUCGCUGGAGCGGGACCUUGCUUCGAACGAUAUCACCUCGUACGACACGAUCCUCGGCCAGUGCAUGUACUUUGGGCUUUCGUUCAGUCGUGUUGGCAUCGAUUUUAGAGCUCUCGUUGCGCCCGUGUUCGUGCGUGUGAUUGGCAAUAGAGUCCGCGCCUCGAUAGCACGGGCCACGGCACAGUUCGAGCAGGAUAUUGAGCGAUAUACGCUCAUCAAUAAGGUUCCGAGCAUGAUCCGACGCCAGCGAGAUGAUCGCACAGCCCGGCCGGAUGAGUCCGGAUCGGUUCAACCACCGGAAACGUUGCUCGAUUUUGAACCGUUAGCGAUCUACUGCAAUGAAAUACUGACCAUCUUCAACGAUCUACGACUCUGUUCGCCGGUUGCCCUAGCCACCAUGGUAACGGAACAGUUGGAAUGUUCGCUCGAGCAGGUCGGCCGCGGGAUUCUAGGGUUUUAUCGCCAAGAACAGCAAGCUUUCGCACCGACUGAGAGGGAAUGCUUCGUACGGCUCUGUUCCUGCUUCGCGUACGAUCUCAUUCCGUAUCUGCAGCGCUGUAUUCACGUGCUGUUUCCAACGGCCACCCUAGCCAGCCAGCUGGGCAUUAAUGUGUUAACGCUUCAAAAGCACGGUGUAACGUACCUGCGGCAGAAGAAAAUGCUGGAACCGAUCGCUUACCUGUUGCCGGAUCGGAUCGAAACGGUAAUCAAACAGGUGGCGGAUAUGAGCGUCGAUUCGACCAGCGAACAGGACAAAAUCCAAGUUGGUGAUACCGUUGAAGUGACCGCAAAAGAAUGA
Molecule: messenger RNA, 1743 nt
Organism: Anopheles marshallii
Lineage: Eukaryota; Metazoa; Arthropoda; Insecta; Diptera; Culicidae
Gene: Cog8
Product: conserved oligomeric Golgi complex subunit 8
Exons: 3
Coding region: 1-1743 (580 amino acids)
Biological process (GO): intra-Golgi vesicle-mediated transport
Cellular component (GO): COG complex
Source: RefSeq, a predicted model, not a curated record